Molecule: messenger RNA, 3959 nt
Organism: Drosophila eugracilis
Lineage: Eukaryota; Metazoa; Arthropoda; Insecta; Diptera; Drosophilidae
Product: calpain-B
Exons: 4
Coding region: 225-2999 (924 amino acids)
Biological process (GO): proteolysis
Cellular component (GO): cytoplasm
Molecular function (GO): calcium-dependent cysteine-type endopeptidase activity; calcium ion binding
Source: RefSeq, a predicted model, not a curated record
CCCUGCAAUCAUAGUUUAACCAUUAUACGGUGCAGGUGCUCUGGUUCGAUUUAUAUUAUUAAAUACAAAUUAGCGAGUCAGCAGUUUUAUCACGGCAGCGAGUUAAUCAACAUCUGGAUACAUCUAGUCUCUGUAGUUUUACACGAUUUGCAACGCCAUUUGUACGUAGAAUUAGGAAAACCCCGUGCGUGGAAGAGGAAUACCACUGAGAAAAUCCAGUGAAAAUGUACGGCAUUGAUAAUUACCCCAAGAAUUAUCAUGCCAGUGGCAUUGGCCUUGUCAAUUUGGCGGCCUUGGGCUACAGCAAGAAUGAAGUCAGCGGCGGGAAUGAAGGAGGAGCCCCCAAGCCCAAAGCGGGUCUCUACCCCUCGCUGCCCUAUCCGUCAUCGGAAUCCGUGGGCGGAAUGCCAUAUGUGGUGAAGCAGACGACUCACGCCCAGAAUGCCUCGUACCCGGGACCUGGAAUGGGCAUGGGAAUGCCAGUGCCAGGAGCCCCAUCUGCACCAGCACCCUAUCCAAGUGCUGCGCCCUACCCAGGAGCAGGUCUUUAUCCCAGUCUGCCUUCAGCUAAUUCAUCGUCGCUGCCGUAUCCCUCUGCGCCUUUGGCGCCUUAUCCAACCGGAAUGCCCUACCCAACUGGAAUGCCGCAACCCAAUCUUCCCUAUCCGGCUGCUCCGCUAGCCCCAUAUCCAUCAGCAAUGCCCGGAUUGCCUGGCAUGCCAAUGCCAUAUGCACCAUUGCCAACGAGCCCGGCUCCCCAGCAUGGUGGAGGAUUCCCAGCUCUGCCAUAUCCCACUGCUCCACCGCCGGCUAGUGCUCCAACUCAGGAGGAAGAACCUUCCGUGGGCAUUGCCGAGCUGAGCUUUACCAGCGUCAAGGUGCCCGAGAACCAGAACAUGUUCUGGAUGGGUAGAAAGGCCACCAGUGCCCGGCAGAAUAGCGUCAGUAAGGGAGAUUUUGCCUCGCUUCGCGACAGCUGCGUGGCUAAUGGAACCAUGUUCGAGGAUCCCGACUUUCCGGCCACCAAUGCCUCGCUGAUGUACUCCCGGCGACCAGAUCGCUAUUACGAAUGGCUGCGUCCUGGAGAUAUUGUGGACGAUCCGCAGUUCUUUGUCGAGGGAUACUCACGAUUCGAUGUCCAGCAAGGAGAACUGGGCGAUUGCUGGCUCCUAGCUGCAGCGGCCAAUCUCACACAGGACUCGAAAUUGUUCUUCCGUGUCAUCCCGCCGGAUCAGGACUUCCAGGAGAACUACGCUGGAAUCUUUCAUUUCAAGUUCUGGCAGUAUGGCAAAUGGGUGGAAGUGGUCAUCGAUGAUCGUCUUCCUACUUAUAAUGGCGAGCUAAUUUAUAUGCACUCCACGGAGAAAAAUGAGUUCUGGAGCGCCCUGCUGGAGAAGGCAUACGCAAAACUCCAUGGAUCCUAUGAAGCUCUUAAGGGCGGUACCACUUGCGAGGCCAUGGAGGACUUUACUGGAGGCGUCACCGAGUGGUAUGACAUUAAGGAGGCUCCUCCAAAUCUAUUCAGCAUCAUGAUGAAGGCCGCCGAACGUGGUUCAAUGAUGGGCUGCUCCCUAGAACCUGAUCCACAUGUUCUGGAGGCAGAGACACCUCAGGGUCUGAUUCGUGGCCAUGCCUACUCCAUAACCAAGGUGUGCCUCAUGGAUAUCUCGACACCAAAUCGCCAGGGAAAGCUGCCCAUGAUCCGAAUGCGUAAUCCCUGGGGCAAUGAUGCCGAAUGGAGCGGUCCAUGGAGUGACAGCUCUCCCGAGUGGCGCUUCAUUCCGGAGCACACUAAGGAGGAGAUUGGCCUGAAUUUUGAUCGGGAUGGAGAGUUCUGGAUGUCAUUCCAGGACUUCCUCAACCACUUUGAUCGCGUGGAAAUCUGUAACUUGUCGCCCGACUCGCUGACUGAGGAUCAGCAGCAGAGCUCUCGCCGCAAGUGGGAAAUGUCUAUGUUUGAGGGUGAGUGGACAUCGGGCGUAACGGCCGGAGGUUGCCGAAACUUCCUGGAGACUUUCUGGCACAACCCGCAGUAUAUUAUAUCGUUGGAGGAUCCCGAUGACGAGGAUGAUGAUGGCAAGUGCACAGCUAUUGUGGCCCUUAUGCAAAAGAACCGACGUAGCAAGCGCAAUGUGGGCAUCGACUGCCUGACCAUAGGAUUUGCCAUAUAUCAUUUGACGGAUAGGGACAUGCAGGUGAAACCCCAGGGUCUGAACUUCUUCAAGUACCGAGCAUCGGUGGCUCGCUCGCCGCAUUUCAUCAACACGCGCGAGGUUUGCGCUAGGUUUAAGUUGCCGCCUGGUCACUACUUGAUAGUUCCCUCAACUUUCGAUCCGAAUGAAGAGGGUGAGUUUAUCAUUCGCGUCUUCUCGGAGACGAUGAACAACAUGGAGGAGAACGACGACGAGGUAGGCUUUGGUGAGACAGAUGAUCGCAUUGCUCCGGCUUUGCCGCCACCAACUCCAAAGGAGGAGGAUGAUCCGCAGCGCAUUGCCCUUCGUCGUCUGUUUGAUAGUGUUGCCGGCAGCGAUGAGGAGGUUGACUGGCAGGAGUUGAAGCGCAUUCUUGACCACUCCAUGCGUGAUGUUAUGGUAGGCACUGAUGGCUUCUCUAAGGAUGCCGUGCGUUCGAUGGUGGCCAUGCUGGACAAGGAUCGCUCCGGUCGCCUGGGCUUCGAGGAAUUCGAGGCUUUGCUUACCGAUAUUGCCAAGUGGCGGGCUGUCUUUAAACUAUACGACACUCGACGCACUGGCAGUAUUGACGGUUUCCAUCUGCGCGGAGCGCUCAAUUCGGCUGGCUACCAUCUGAACAACCGUCUCUUGAACGCCCUGGCCCAUCGCUAUGGCUCGCGGGAGGGCCAAAUACCAUUUGACGACUUCUUGAUGUGCGCCAUCAAGGUGAGGACAUUCAUCGAAAUGUUCCGCGAACGGGACACGGACCACUCGGACACGGCGUUCUUCAAUCUGGACGAUUGGCUGGAGCGAACAAUUUACUCUUAAAUUACCUGCAAUUGAUACUAAUCUAAUCCUAAGUGCCACAACUACUUAAUCUACCUGUGCAUUAUAUUAUUCAUGCAUGCUAUGAGCAAAGCAACACACAGAUCCAUGACAUUACAGCCCGGAGAUACACUCAUUCAGCCAACAAGAGAAUCUUAUCGGAUGACCAAAUCCGGAAAUACAAAAUCAUGUGGCGAAAUUGGAGUGGCCUUGGUAUGGCACGAGGUUGCUAUACGCGAUAAACGAUAUAUAAAAACCUGCAUAAACAAUUUAUACAAUCUACAGUAUAGAUUUUAUACUAUAUAGAGCCACUGGAGGGAUGAUGACUAAGAGUGAGCAUCAUUGGAAAAUCUGCUGGAUAUUUGCUAGUACAAACUGAACAGUGCAUUAUUACCUUACAUUUGCUACGAGCCACUCGAGAAGCCAUUAAUACGCAUCAUCAAUAUUUAUUAGAUAUACGAAAUGAAUAAGCAUGUAUUUUUGUUACAUUGUAAUCUCUGAACCGCCACCAUACACAUUGAAUCAGGUGCUAGAACUAAAUCCGACCGGACUCUGUUGUCCAAACAAAAGUUGUUAUUGUUAUCAGGAAAUGAAAGCGAAACGAACAGACCUUAUCACGCAUCGACUAUUUGUAAGCUUUAUCAGGAUAUGCAAAUAUCAAUAAAUUUAUUGAUAAAUACAAAUUAGUAAUCCCAUAUAAUUUGUAUUCAGUGUUUUGAUCAGCAAUCUCAAAGUUUACCCUAAGCACCCUUCUAUGUCAAAUUAAGUGUUUUCUAACUAAAAUUAACCAAUUGGGAUAAGAGGCUUUUUGUUGAAUGCUUUUACACUAUACUAUAUAAUUUUUGUGAACAAUUUAACUAAUCAAAAUGGUUUAUCUUUAUGUAAUAGUUACAAUCAAAAUUUUAAUUCUUGUAUGUCUAUUUUUUUAUGUAAAUAAAUAAACUGCAUUGAUGCGACAAGACA